CUCUCUUCUACUCCAUUUUAUCUACCUUAUUCAUCCUUUUCUUAAGUUUCUGAAGAGAAAUGUCAAUCCCUCCACCAAACGAUCCAUCCAGAGGAUGUUCCUCGGGAUUCUCACAGCCUCUAGGGCAACAAGAUAUUGCUCGAGCUCGAAAUUUCUUGAAUAAUGUGACCCAAGUCAACAGUGUUCAAGGAAACUUGAGAGUUGUAUACAGGACAGGUGACCGAGAUCUUGAUAUCCGUCGGCCUGUGCAUCGUUGGGACAAUAGGCCCUAUCAAGAGAUCUUUGCAAAUGGGUUCCAAGCAUGGCCACAGGGACCAACUCGCAACGACACUUACUAUAAUUUGCUUCACUUCAUUGAACAUGCAGGUGCCCCUCUUGAUACAAGAAGGCCUCCAAAUGAAACACAUGUCUUUGUCAGCACCACUCUCAACAAUGAAUGGCAACCAAACCCUUCGAUCCGACCAGGCUCUCAGAUUCAAUAUUAUCGCUAUGAAAUAUAUGCUCCCGGUGGCAUUUGGGUUGCUGUCACCCUUGGGGAUAGAUACUCAAGAUACGUUUCUCAAGCUGAAAUUUGCUUUGUUAGACGCAUUGCUCCUCAGUACAUUCGAUCUUGUCUCAUAUACACAGCAACACGUGAAGCCGGAUCAAGGUUUACGACAUUUCGGAGAGAAACAAGAUUGGUCAUAAACAGGAAUUUCAAUCCAGUGUCCGCUCCUUACAAUCAAGUAGUAAUUCUUAACCCUGUUUACUACUACAGGGAUGAGGACGGAGAUAGAUUCCUGCCGGAAGAAACUUAUCCGCCUCUGAGAAAGAAAAGACAGGCCUUGGAAGCUGAUAACGAUGCUGUUCUUGAGUGGUAUACUACUAAAGUUGUAGAGGUACCAAGUUACAUAGAUUCUGCAUUUCGUUCAUCAAGACCAAAUGAAGUUUAUUUCUUCUUAAAAAAUAUGUAUGUGCGGGUGUAUUACACUCCUGGAGUCACAGACGAUAAGAUUCUCACUGCUCCGCGUUUGAUUUGUGAUGGCUAUCCAUCCCUUUCUGAUACGCCGUUUGGAGAAUAUGGAAUAGACUGUGCCUUCGAUACUGAAGCUAGCAAUGCAUAUAUCUUCUCCACCAAUCUUUGUGCCUACAUUGACUAUGCUCCAGGAACUAUGAAUGACAAGAUACUCUCGGGUCCUAUGACAAUUGCAGCCAUGUUUCCUGUCUUGAAAAAUACUGUGUUUGAGAAUGGUAUAGACUCUGCAUUUAGGUCAACUAAAGGCAAAGAAGUUUACUUAUUCAAGAACAAUAAGUAUGGUCGCAUAGCUUAUGAUUCAAAGCAGCUCAUUGGAACCAUACGUAACAUCAGUGAUGGAUUUCCUGUUCUUAAAGGUACCAUCUUUGAAAGUGGAAUUGAUGCAUGUUUUCCUACUCAUAAGGAAGGUGAAGCUUAUCUUUUCAAAGGAGAGAUGUAUGUAAGGAUCCAUUUCACCCCAGAUGAUACUCGUGACACUCUUCUGACUGCUGUGCAGCGUAUCGUUGAUUUUUGGCCAUCUCUUAAGGGUAUUCUGCCUCGCGACAAUAAAGGACUUGAUGCUCAUUAUCAUCAACAAUCUUAUCCACAUCAGCAUGAAGACUUGUGAUUCUUCCUUAGCCAAUGUUUGCUUCCAUUUCUUUCAUGGUGUAAAAUUAGGAUUUGAUGAUGCUUGCUUUCUUUUCUAAUGUAACAAGUCUCGAUGUUUGUUUUCC
This is a messenger RNA of Vigna radiata var. radiata (mung bean), 1728 nucleotides long. RefSeq lists its product as uncharacterized. Bases 60 to 1622 code for a protein of 520 amino acids. The record is from RefSeq and is a predicted model, not a curated record. Lineage: Eukaryota; Viridiplantae; Streptophyta; Magnoliopsida; Fabales; Fabaceae. The transcript has 2 exons.